This is a messenger RNA of Hyaloscypha bicolor E, 7535 nucleotides long. RefSeq names its product putative acetyl-CoA carboxylase. The record is from RefSeq and is a predicted model, not a curated record. The transcript is spliced from 4 exons. Gene Ontology annotation, biological process: fatty acid biosynthetic process. Gene Ontology annotation, molecular function: ATP binding; acetyl-CoA carboxylase activity; metal ion binding. NCBI's taxonomy places the organism in Eukaryota, Fungi, Ascomycota, Leotiomycetes, Helotiales, Hyaloscyphaceae. The coding region runs from base 324 to 7169 and encodes 2281 amino acids.
GUCGUUUUCUCUCACAAAUACUAGAACACGGUUGCACUCCUCACCUCCUCGCCUCCUCGCCUCCUGUGCCCCACUCCUCUUACACUCACUCUUUCUAUUCCCUUCCCUCAAUCCACUUCUACUUUAAUACCCUCCCGAAACCGCCUGAGUCUGUUUCUUGUAGAUUUAACCUUUUGCGAUAUAUUUCGUCGAGUCCGGCAGGGAACGCUAUCUCCCGAACUGCUCGACGAAACACAUCUUUUCUCGCCGGUUCUCCUCUCUAAUACACCACUGGCGACGACUCUUCUCCCGCUCGUCUGCAACGAGCAGCAAUUUCCUGCACAAUGGCCGAAAUCAAUGGCAAUGGGAACGGCACCAAGGCCAAUGUCACCGUGCCCAUCAUGAACGGCACAACCUCCUACGCAGCAAAGCACAAGCUGGCAGACCACUUUAUCGGCGGCAACAAGCUUGAGAAUGCUCCUCCCAGUCGAGUCAAGGACUUCGUGGCCGCCCACGAUGGCCACACCGUCAUCACAAACGUCCUGAUUGCCAAUAACGGUAUUGCGGCAGUCAAGGAGAUCCGAUCGGUGCGAAAAUGGGCCUACGAGACUUUCGGCGACGAGAGGGCUAUACAAUUCACCGUCAUGGCUACUCCUGAAGAUUUGCAGGCAAAUGCAGAUUAUAUCCGGAUGGCAGACCAAUACGUCGAAGUCCCGGGCGGAACGAACAACAACAAUUACGCAAAUGUGGAAUUAAUCGUUGAUAUUGCUGAGCGUAUGGGCGUACACGCUGUCUGGGCUGGAUGGGGCCAUGCUUCAGAAAACCCGAAACUGCCAGAAUCGCUGGCCAUGUCGCCGAAGAAGAUUGUUUUUAUUGGCCCGCCGGGCUCUGCGAUGCGAUCGCUCGGUGACAAAAUUUCUUCGACGAUCGUUGCACAACAUGCCAAGGUCCCUUGUAUACCAUGGUCGGGAACUGGCGUGGAGCAGGUGGACGUCAACGAGGAAGGGAUUGUCACAGUCGAGGAUUCGGUCUAUAUGAAAGGCUGUGUUCAAUCAUGGCAAGAAGGUCUCGAGAAGGCCAAGGAAAUUGGUUUCCCGGUCAUGAUCAAGGCUUCAGAAGGUGGUGGUGGAAAGGGUAUCCGAAAAGCUGAUUCCGAGAAUGGGUUCGAGGCCCUUUAUAAAGCUGCCGCCAGCGAAAUUCCAGGAUCUCCCAUCUUCAUUAUGAAGCUUGCAGGAAAUGCGAGACAUUUGGAGGUUCAAUUACUUGCUGAUGAGUACGGGAACAAUAUUUCGCUCUUUGGCAGAGAUUGUUCCGUUCAGCGACGACAUCAAAAAAUCAUCGAAGAAGCUCCGGUCACCAUUGCGAGACAAGAGACUUUCCAGGCUAUGGAGAAGGCAGCUGUUCGUCUGGGUCGUCUCGUGGGUUACGUUUCUGCUGGUACUGUCGAAUACCUCUAUUCGCAUGCGGACGACAAGUUCUACUUUUUAGAACUCAACCCUAGACUGCAAGUCGAGCAUCCUACGACUGAGAUGGUCAGUGGUGUAAAUUUGCCUGCUGCGCAACUCCAAAUUGCGAUGGGCCUCCCUCUGCACCGAAUCCGCGACAUCAGAUUACUUUAUGGAGCUGACCCUUCGACCUCAACCGAAAUCGACUUCGAUUUCUCCAAGGAGAAUAGCUCCCAGACUCAACGGAGACCGCAGCCCAAGGGCCACACAACUGCUUGCCGUAUCACAUCCGAAGAUCCUGGGGAGGGGUUCAAGCCUUCCAGCGGUACGAUGCACGAGCUGAACUUCAGGAGUAGCUCCAAUGUGUGGGGUUACUUCUCUGUUGGAACAGCUGGUGGUAUCCACAGCUUCUCAGACAGUCAAUUCGGUCACAUUUUCGCCUAUGGUGAAAAUCGACAAGCAUCGCGGAAGCAUAUGGUUGUGGCUUUGAAGGAAUUGAGCAUUCGUGGUGAUUUCCGAACCACUGUUGAGUAUUUGAUCAAGCUUCUGGAGACGCCAGCUUUCGAGGGCAAUACCAUCACCACUGGCUGGCUCGACGAGCUUAUUUCGAAUAAGUUGACUGCUGAGCGCCCAGAUCCUAUGCUGGCCGUUGUCUGUGGCGCUGUCUGUAAAGCCCACAUUGCUAGCGAAAGCUGCAUUGCGGAGUACCGAACAAGCUUGGAAAAAGGACAAGUGCCUGCGAAAGAUAUUCUGAAGACCGUCUUCCCUAUCGAUUUCAUCUACGACGGUCACAGAUACAAAUUCACGGCUACUCGAUCAAGCCUGGACAGCUACCACUUAUUCAUCAACGGCUCCAAGUGCGCAGUGGGUGUCCGAGCUCUCAGCGAUGGAGGUCUCCUUGUUCUUAUCAGCGGGCGAAGUCACAACGUUUACUGGAAGGAAGAGGUUGGCGCCACUCGCCUGAGUGUUGAUAGCAAAACUUGCUUGCUCGAACAAGAGAACGACCCAACACAACUCCGAACUCCCUCUCCAGGAAAGCUUGUCAAGUUCACGGUCGACAAUGGACAACAUAUCAAGGCCGGAGAAGCAUUCGCUGAAGUAGAGGUCAUGAAGAUGUACAUGCCUCUCGUUGCGCAGGAAGAUGGUAUUGUGCAGUUUAUCAAGCAGCCAGGAGCCACCCUCGAGGCCGGUGAUAUUCUGGGUAUACUUGCUCUUGAUGAUCCGUCGAGGGUUAAGUCCGCGCAACCCUUCCUUGGUCAUAUUCCAGAUCUUGGACCACCUCAAGUUGUUGGCACGAAACCCGCUCAACGAUUCAUCCUUCUUCACAGCAUCCUGAAGAAUAUCCUUGAUGGCUUCGAUAAUCAAGUCAUUAUGGCCGGAACCCUUAAGGAUUUGAUCGAUGUCCUCCGCGACCCGGAUCUGCCUUACAGCGAGUGGAACGCUCAGUUCUCUGCCCUCCACGCCAGAAUGCCCCAACGCCUUGAUGCUACCUUCACCCAGAUUGUGGACCGUGCCAAGACACGAAACGGCGAAUUCCCGGCAAAGAACCUUUCCAAGGCGCUUAGCAAAUUCCUCGAUGAGAGCGUUGCCCCUAGCGAUGUGGACCUUCUGAAAACUACCCUCUUGCCUCUGACCGAAGUCCUUGAUAGAUAUGCUGAAGGCCAAAAAGUUCACGAGUUCGACAUCUUCUCUGGACUCCUAGAACAAUAUGCCUCUGUCGAACGGCUCUUCUCUGGUCGCUCUUCUCGUGACGAGGAGGUGAUUCUAAAGCUCAGAGAAGAGAACAAGGAUGAUAUCCUAAAGGUCGUCCAGACAGUGCUUUCCCAUAGCAGAGUCGGAGCCAAGAACAACUUGAUUCUGGCUAUCCUUGAUGAGUAUAAACCCAACAAGCCGAGUGCUGGCAACGUCGCGAAAUACUUCCGACCAGCUUUGCGAAAACUCACGGAGUUGGAAUCUCGACAAACCGCAAAGGUGGCAUUGAAGGCUCGAGAAUUGCUCAUCCAGUGCGCCAUGCCUUCAUUGGAGGAGCGUGCUGCUCAAAUGGAGCACAUUCUCCGGUCUUCAGUCGUUGAAUCGAGAUAUGGUGAAACAGGCUGGGAGCACCGAGAACCCAAUCUGGACGUGCUCAAGGAGGUCGUCGACUCGAAGUAUACUGUCUUCGAUGUUUUGCCUAUUUUCUUCGGCUACCAAGAUCCUUGGGUAUCACUCGCUGCUCUGGAGGUUUACAUUCGAAGAGCUUAUCGUGCAUACUCGCUGAAGAAGAUUGAGUACCACAAUGACUCCUCCGAGCCUCCUUUCAUCGUCUCAUGGGACUUCGUUCUCCGAAAAAUGGGCGCCGGGGAGCUUGGUAUGCCUAUUCAAGGUUCUGCCCCAUCUACACCUGCUACUCCAUCAUACGAGGGUGGCAACCCGUUCAAGCGAGUCAGCUCCAUCAGCGACAUGUCCUACCUGGUAAACAAGACCGACCAUGAGCCAAACCGAAAAGGUGUCAUUGUUCCAGUUCAGUAUCUGGACGAAGCCGAAGAAUAUCUCAUGCGAGCUCUUGAGGUGCUCCCUACUGCUGGUUCCAAGAAACGCAAUGUUUUGAAUGGUUUGAUGCCAGAUUUGGGUGGCAAGAGGAAGACACCAGCACCCCCUCUGACAAACGAAGAUGAACUCACAGCAGUUUGCAACGUUGCAGUCCGGGAUGCUGAGAGUCUGGGUGACAACGAAACUGUUAACAGAAUCAAACUCAUUGUGAAGGACUACAAGGAAGAGCUUCUUGCCCGUCGCGUUCGCCGAUUGACGUUCAUCUGUGGUCGCAAGGAUGGAUCUUAUCCAGGUUACUACACCUUCCGAGGACCCGAAUACGAAGAAGACCAGAGUAUCCGUCACAGCGAACCAGCUUUGUCCUUCCAACUUGAACUUGGAAGACUCUCUAAGUUCAAUAUCAAACCUGUCUUCACCGAAAACCGGAACAUCUCCAUCUACGAGGCAGUUGGCAAGGGCGUCGAGGGUGACAAGCGCUACUUCACACGUGCUGUCGUUCGCCCUGGAAGACUGCGAGAUGAGAUCCCAACCGCGGAGUACCUGAUUUCGGAAUCCGACAGGUUAAUGAACGAUAUUCUGGAUGCUCUUGAAAUUAUUGGCAACAACAACUCUGAUCUCAACCACAUCUUCAUCAACUUCUCACCAGUCUUCCCUCUUCAGCCACCUGAGGUUGAGCAUGCCCUUGGUGGUUUCUUGGAACGUUUCGGCCGCCGUCUCUGGCGUCUCCGUGUCACUGGUGCUGAAAUUCGCAUCAUUUGCACGGAGCCCACAACUGGCAUGCCAUACCCUCUUCGUGUUGUCAUUACGAACACUUCAGGAUAUGUCAUUCAAGUUGAGAUGUAUGCUGAGCGCAAGUCUGAGAAGGGCGGUGACUGGGUCUUCCAGAGCAUUGGAGGCACAAACAAGAUUGGCUCCAUGCACUUGCGACCAGUAUCGACACCAUACCCCACCAAAGAGUGGUUGCAGCCAAAGCGGUACAAGGCCCAUCUUAUGGGCACGCAAUACGUCUACGAUUUCCCAGAGCUAUUCAGGCAGGCCAUUCAAAACAGCUGGGUCAAGGCUGUUAAGAAGCAUUCCUCCCUGGGUGACAAGCAACCGCCAACUGGCGAGUGUAUUGACUACAGUGAACUGGUCUUGGAUGAUCAAGACAACCUUGCUGAAGUCGUCCGUGAGCCAGGAACCAACACUCACGGUAUGGUUGGCUGGAUCGUCACUGCACGAACCCCCGAGUAUCCCCGUGGCCGAAAGUUCGUGAUCAUCGCCAACGACAUCACUUUCCAAAUUGGUAGCUUCGGACCCAAGGAAGAUCAGUUCUUCCACAAGUGCACGGAGCUUGCGAGAAAGCUUGGUAUCCCUCGCAUCUACCUUUCUGCCAACUCUGGUGCCCGUAUUGGCAUGGCUGAGGAGCUCAUCCCUCACUUCAAUGUCGCAUGGAAUGAUCCCGCAAAGCCAGAGGCUGGUUUCAAGUAUCUCUACUUGAACAAAGAUGCCAAGAAGCGAUUCGAGGAUGGUAAGACCAAGGAUGUCAUCACCGAAGAAAUUGUCGAGGAUGGGGAGACAAGACACCGAAUCACAACCAUUGUUGGUGCUGAAGACGGUCUUGGUGUUGAGUGUUUGAAGGGCUCCGGUUUAAUUGCCGGUGCAACAAGCAGAGCUUACGAGGACAUCUUUACCAUCACUUUGGUCACUUGUCGAUCGGUCGGUAUUGGUGCCUACCUGGUCCGCCUUGGCCAGCGUGCUAUCCAGAUCGAGGGCCAACCAAUUAUCUUGACUGGUGCUCCCGCUCUCAACAAGCUUCUCGGUCGUGAAGUCUACACCUCCAACUUACAACUUGGUGGUACUCAAAUCAUGUACAAGAACGGUGUCUCUCAUAUGACCGCCAAUGAUGAUUUCGAGGGUGUUUCCAAGAUCGUCGAGUGGAUGGCCUACGUCCCGGACAAGAGAAAUAGUCCACUUCCAAUCGGACCCGCUGUGGACUCUUGGGAUCGAGACAUUGUCUAUACUCCACCUGCGAAGCAGCCAUACGACGUGAGAUGGUUGAUUGGCGGCAAGGAGGACGAGGAAGGAUUCAUGCCUGGACUUUUCGAUAAGGAUUCUUUCGUCGAGACACUUGGAGGAUGGGCCAAGACCGUUGUUGUGGGUCGCGCUCGCCUCGGUGGCAUCCCCAUGGGUGUUAUCGCUGUUGAAACUCGAUCUGUGGAGAAUAUCAUGCCAGCUGAUCCGGCUAAUCCAGAUUCGAUGGAACAGAUCACCAAUGAAGCUGGCGGAGUCUGGUACCCGAACUCCGCUUUCAAGACUGCACAGGCCAUCCGGGACUUCAACAACGGCGAGCAGUUGCCAUUGAUGAUCUUGGCGAACUGGAGAGGUUUCUCAGGUGGCCAGCGCGAUAUGUACAAUGAGGUGCUCAAGUAUGGAUCUUACAUCGUCGAUGCGCUUGUCAAGUAUGAGCAACCGAUCUUUGUCUACAUCCCGCCAUUUGGAGAGCUGCGUGGUGGUUCAUGGGUUGUUGUCGAUCCAACGAUCAACCCGCAAUACAUGGAGAUGUAUGCUGACGAAGACUCACGUGGCGGUAUUCUGGAACCGGAAGGUAUUGUCAACAUCAGGUACCGCCGGGAUAAGCAGCUGGAGACUAUGGCUCGCUUGGAUCCAGAAUACGGUGCUCUUCGCAAGCAGCUGGCAGACAAGUCCUUGAGCCCAGAGCAGCUGAGUGAGGUCAAGGUGAAAGCAACUGCUCGCGAGCAAUUACUCUUACCAGUUUACAUGCAAGUCUCGCUACAAUUUGCGGAUCUCCAUGACCGAGCCGGCCGAAUGAAAGCCAAGGAUGUCAUCAGACAAUCACUACAAUGGAGAGAGGCACGACGAUUCUUCUACUGGCGUGUUCGCCGCCGUGUCAACGAGGAAUACAUCUUGAGACGCAUGUCAUCAACGUCCAAGAACCCUCUUUCGUCGCGAGCCCGCAACAUUGAGACUCUUGCGGCUUGGACCGGCAUCCCGGACUUCAGUCACGCAGAUCAUGAUGUUGCUAUGUGGUAUGAGGAGAACAGAAAGACUGUACAUGAAAAGGUUGAGGCAUUGAAGACUGAAGGAGUUGCGUUCGAUGUUGCUAGUCUGUUGAGAGGAAACCACAAGGGAGGACUGAAGGGUGUGCAGCAGGUUCUCAGCAUGUUGCCCGCUGCGGAGAGGGAAGAGGCCCUCAAGUUCUUGCGCCAAACAUAGACUUGUCUUUUUCUUACCUGUUCUAAAGCGUGUACAUUGGAUUCACUUGUAAAUUGAGGGGUACAUCGUCGUUUCUAAGAAGUACUGUAAACUCAUGAGAACUAAUCAGCCUUGUGCUGAUGGCGUGAUUCAUCUUCGGAAAAAAUGUGGCAUGAUGAUUUGGGCGGGUCAAUCGGCGGAGCCGGACAAGUGCCCUUAUGCUCGAACUACGUCGAGUCUCUGACAAGCUGUCCACGUUGCAUUCACUUACAGAUUGCGGGUUCCUAGGCGAGCAGAGCAAUACAUUUGUUGAUCUUUGAUCUGUCCUGUAGAUGGCGUGUCUGGUUGACAUAAAUAUAUGAAACAUGUUAACGUCUUAACGUGAGG